Serpula lacrymans var. lacrymans S7.9 is the source of this 891-nucleotide messenger RNA. RefSeq lists its product as uncharacterized. The record is from RefSeq and is a predicted model, not a curated record. The transcript has 6 exons. NCBI's taxonomy places the organism in Eukaryota, Fungi, Basidiomycota, Agaricomycetes, Boletales, Serpulaceae. The coding region runs from base 1 to 891 and encodes 296 amino acids.
AUGGACAUUCAUGGAAGAAUAGUUCUAUGGUACCUCCCGGGCAUCCUCACUGAGGAGAGACAGUCUACAGCAUCUCAAGCAAAAUAUGGAAAGCAAACACCUCACGAAGCCCUCAAAGAGCUGGCAUCAAUCUUCCAAAUAUUACAAAAAUCCCAGGGACUAUCGGCUAUUCCCAUUUUCACCACAGAAAAGUGGAGAGGCUCCACAAGCUUUCCAGUCCUUGUGCAAUCUACACCGCCUGGCACCGGUGAACUGUGGUUGCAAUCCUUUGUGGAGACCAGGACCCUCAUGAGUGCAAUCUUGCAUGUAGCUCACCCUGCACUUUAUGAGUCAGCCGGGGAGGCGCUGGUACAAGUUGAGGACCAUAUGGAUGAUGUGAUGAUACUAAAGGCAUGGAGCUCAGUCUUCAAUGCACUUUCUAUCAUCAGUACACCGGGAUUGUCUCUCCAAAUCAGAGUGGUGCCUCAAGGCUUUGAUCAAAUUGCCCUUUUUGCCUCAAAUUUCGCACUUUUGGAGGUCAAGACUGUAGUGUUAGGACAGAGUAGCCGUGUUAGGAUAGCAAAUUGCCACUUCUUAGACUCACUGUGCUCUCUACGCCCCCGGAGUGCAAAUUAUGUGCCGUAUCGGAAAUCACAUCUAGACGCAGCUAUACACUACAGUCAACUUGACAUCCUUGUGGUUCUGGUCAAUGCCAAUUGGAACCAUUGGGCAGGCAUCCGCAUUGAUCUUAAACAGAAGUCAUCUGCAUACCGUGAUGGCCUUCAUUCAAGUGCAACAGCAUCUGUUGACGACCUUGACUUACUAUCUUGGUAUCUAGCUGCCAUUCAGCCAGACUGCAACCAUAGAUCAUACCCAUCAGGUUCAGCUAUCUGGAAGAUGCUGACACAGUAA